AUGCGAGGGAGUGAGGAAAGAUGGGUAGGAGCCAAGGGAGCACGAGAGGGGAGGCUAGACGAGAGUGCAUGGGCACCCUGGUCUCGGCGGUGGCCAGAGAGGCGCGACGCGCUGAGCGGCGGGCUGGCGGCUUGGCGCAUCACGGUGGCGGAUCGUCGUGAUGCGCCCAGCAGGGUGGCCGCAUUGCGCAUCGCGACGGCGGCGGCCUGGUCGGCGCGAUGCGCGGAGCGGCCAAAAGCUGGCCGCAUUGCGCAUCGCGACGGCGGCGGCCCGGUAAUAGCCGUCAUCUUCCCACCACCCGACCUCCGCUUCCCCGCCACCCCAUCUCCCCUGCUCGCCGACCGAUCUCCCGUGCAACCCGCCCGAGUUCCCGUUCCCGCGGCCCGAUCUCCCAUUUCUGCCGCCCAAUAUCCCCUUCUCGCCUCCUCUCGCCUCCCCGCGCGUGCUCCUCUCGCCUCUCAGCGCGUGCUCCUCUCCCCUCCCAGCGCGUGCUCCUCUCCCCUCCGCGUGCGUGCUCCUCUCCCCUCCGCGUGCGUGCUCCUCUCCCCUCCGCGUGCGUGCUCCUCUCGCCUCCCUGCGCGUGCUCCUCUCCCCUCCCCGUGCGUGCUCCUCUCGUCUCUCCGCGCGUGCUCCUCUCCCCUCCCCGCGCGUGCUCCUCUCCCCUCCGCGUGCGUGCUCCUCUCCCCUCCGCGUGCGUGCUCCUCUCCCCUCCGCGUGCGUGCUCCUCUCGCCUCCCCGCGCGUGCUCCUCUCCCCUCCCCGUGCGUGCUCCUCUCGCCUCCUCGCGCGGCAUUCCCCCUGCACGCCCUCAUUUCCCCCCCUGCACGCCCUCAUUUCCCCCCCUGCACGCCCUCAUUUCCCCCCCUGCACGCCCUCAUUUCCCCCCCUGCACGCCCUCAUUUCCCCCCCUGCACGCCCUCAUUUCCCCCCCUGCACGCCCUCAUUUCCCCCCCUGCAGGCUCUCAUUACCCCCCUUUUAUGCACCCGUUUCCCCUCUGCUCACUCUCUUUCACCCCUCACUCACGCGUUUUCCCCUCUGCUCACUCUCUUUCCCCCACACUCACCCUUUCUCCCCUCUGCCCACUCUGUUUCCCCCGUCACUCACCUUCUUACCGAAUUCUCACUUUUCAUUCACCCCUUUUUCCAAUCCCGCUUCCCCUUUUCCAUCUCUCCUUCAUGCCUCCCACCACCUCUCCCUGCCUUCCUUGCUUCUCUCCUUAUCUCCUUCAUGCCUCCCACCAUCUCGUUUUCCUUCUCAUCUCUUGUGGGCCACAUCACAAGGCCCGUCUGCCCUCUCACACUCUUCCUGCCAUUCUCACUCUCGCAAUCCUCACCGCCGUCCCUUCCUUCCUGUAACCAAUCUCCCCUCCCCCCUUUUCCCUUCCUUCCCUCCACUUCCUCCCCUUCCCUUCCUUCUCUCCCCAUCAUUCCCUCCCCUUCCUCCCCUCCCCUUCAUCCCCAUCCCUGCCCUUUCCUCCCUGCCCUUCCCUUCUCGACCCCGCCCUUCUACGUCACUCCUCGCCUUCUGCCCUCCAGUUCAUGUGCAUGUGCUGCCAUCACUUUUGCCCCAUACAUGCAUCUUAUUAACUCAUGUUUACUCGCUUGUAUUCCCUUUUCACCCUCCGUCCCUUCAAAUCUCCCCUCACUUACUACCCAUCUCCCUGCCUUUCCAUCACACCUCCGUGCCUUCUCAUGGAUUUGA
Closterium sp. Naga37s-1 is the source of this 1701-nucleotide messenger RNA. The record is from the annotation of a GenBank genome assembly. Lineage: Eukaryota; Viridiplantae; Streptophyta; Zygnematophyceae; Desmidiales; Closteriaceae.